Neurospora tetrasperma FGSC 2508 is the source of this 1583-nucleotide messenger RNA. RefSeq lists its product as uncharacterized. Gene Ontology annotation, molecular function: calcium ion binding. The transcript has 3 exons. The record is from RefSeq and is a predicted model, not a curated record. The coding region runs from base 1 to 1347 and encodes 448 amino acids. NCBI's taxonomy places the organism in Eukaryota, Fungi, Ascomycota, Sordariomycetes, Sordariales, Sordariaceae. Gene Ontology annotation, cellular component: endoplasmic reticulum. Gene Ontology annotation, biological process: endoplasmic reticulum calcium ion homeostasis.
AUGGCGAACGUGAUCAACAACCUCUUUGGCGGCGCAAAGCCUGCCAGCGUCAUUCCAGACAAGUCGGGCGAUUCUGACUUCGCCGACUUCGCAGAGGGUGCCGACCCGUCCCCCAUCCCCAUCAGCCCCAUAACGACCACUCUCGCCGGUGUCCAGCCCGAAAAGACCGCCGUCCCUUACACAAAGUGGUACAAUGUGCACGAGCGCCACAGCCUUUCUGAAUUCAAGGCCGAGGGCUUCAUUCUGGCCGCCAUCAUCGUCGUGCUGAUCCUCCAUCUCUUCGGUGCCCGUCUGAACCGCUCCAAGGCCAAGAAGUGGAUUCGCGCCCAUGCUUCGACAUUGGGCUCCGAGUUCGCCCUUGUUGGCUUCUCUGGCGUACCCAGGGCUCUUUCGGACAAAUCUGGUGAUGAGCUCACCCAGGCUUUGGCUGACGCCAACACCCAGAAGGGUGACGCCAUCCUCAAGGAGAAGAGUCUCUUCGAGUUCGCGACCUACGCCACCGGCCGUGUCAACGUUGCCUUUGUCGAUGUCAAGCUCACUCUGGUCAAGCGCUUCAACCCCUUCGUCACCCUCGCCGAGAACGUCAUUGGUUUCUUCUGGGACAGCUAUGCUCAGCCUAGCGAUUCCGUCGAGGCCACCUUGUAUCCCUUCGAUGGCAAGGAGGUGCUUACCGUUCCCGCUAUGCCUGGCGCGGCUGAGCUCCGCCAGAACGACAAGAAGAGUACUUUUGACGGUUUUGUCUGGGCCAUUGUCCACAAGGAGAGCAUGAAGCAGGUCCGCGACGAGCGCUACGACGUGUCCCUUACCUACACCAAGGACAACAACAAGCUUCCCCAAUGGUUGACGGUUAUGACUGAGAGCGCUGAGAUCACUGAUGCGCUGCUCACCCCUGAGCUGAUCAAGGCUGCCGAGUCUGCUGGUGACCUCCUCGAAUACCUCAUUGUUUCCGAUCAACCUUUGGACAAGCCCAAGACUGUCGAGGAGACCAACCCCCGCAAGCGCAUCUUCCUCAAGUACCGCCUCCCCUCGGACAACAACUACGAGCCUCUCCUGCCCAUCUUCCAGUACUUCCUCCGCAUGACGGACCAGCUUGUGCAGGUGGCGCACUUCCGCCCCGAGGUCCUCCGCAAGGUCAAGUCCGUUCGCGAUGAGAUGAUCAAGGGCAUCCAGAAGGCGAGCGAGCAGGAGAAGGCCGAGGAGCUGGCGGUCGAACGCGAGAAGCAACGCAAGGCCAAGCGUGAUGCCGAGUUGGCCGCCAUGGACGCCAAGGCGCAGAAGAAGUACCUCGAGAAGGAGAGGGAGAGGGAGGCCAAGAGGCAGACCAAGAAGAUGACCACUAGGGCCUAAACGUCCUGUUUCUUGGGCUUCUUCGAAAUGUGUAUGUGUGAUGACUAUGGAAUGGAAUAAGGGGGUAAUGGGUUGGGGUUCGGAUGACCCGGCAACGUGAUGAUGGUUUUGGCUAGGGAUGAUGACGGAGGCUACGAUCAAAGUAUACUAAUAAUAACGUGUAUAUGCGUCUGUAUGUUGUACAAGUAUGUAUAAAAAUAAUGUGGGGAUGGGUUGAUGAGUAAAGUGUGAACUUG